Siniperca chuatsi (mandarin fish) is the source of this 6124-nucleotide messenger RNA. It is a transcript of the gene rapgef5a, whose product is annotated as Rap guanine nucleotide exchange factor (GEF) 5a. NCBI's taxonomy places the organism in Eukaryota, Metazoa, Chordata, Actinopteri, Centrarchiformes, Sinipercidae. Gene Ontology annotation, cellular component: plasma membrane. Gene Ontology annotation, molecular function: guanyl-nucleotide exchange factor activity. Gene Ontology annotation, biological process: positive regulation of GTPase activity; Ras protein signal transduction. Bases 221 to 2902 code for a protein of 893 amino acids. The record is from RefSeq and is a predicted model, not a curated record. The transcript has 26 exons.
CAUUGGGUGGAGCAGCAGCGUCGCGUGCUGCGGAAUACAUUCAGUAGGUCGUGAAGGCUGCGCGCGGUUUUGGUUGCAGAUGCAGGUCGCUGAGUGUAAGCGCGAGGCGGGGGGAAAUGGCGAACGGGCGCGGGCGGCGGUGCGCCUUGUGAGGAUACAGUAGACACCCGGAGCGGAGGCAGGCAGCAGCUCGAGGACAGACAGGAGAAGGAAAGGAACCAUGGAGGACUCUGAGCCCGCAGAGGACGGCAUGCUCGCGGGCUUGCGAUGGAACCGGAGCGCACGGGACCAGGCUCAGCUCAAACACAAAAUCCGGGAUCUGCCAGGGCUACUCAAGCACGGGCUACACCUGCGGAAGAAGAGCCAAUCACCUGACACUAUCCCUGGACCAAGCAGUGGACCUACAGUACACAAGUCUUGUUCCCAGAGUUUUCCAUGUGCUGGUCGGACUGUGAGGAAUGCCUUCCUCUCUCAUGGACCGUACCCAGCUAAAGACAAGAUACACCUGGCCAGAAUCAUACGGCGUAGCUAUGUGGGUGUGGAGCUGGUACAGUGGCUGUGUGAGCAGUGUGUGUACGUGCGCUGUCGGACCACCGCUGUGCGUGUCUGGCAGGUGCUGCUGGAGCUGGGAGUCCUGCUGUCUGUAGACCAGCGGGUGGUAUUUUCAGACUCCAACUCUUACUAUCAGUUCAGCUUUGAGGAGUGUGACUCUGCCUCCUGUGAGUUUCGUUCCAAAGAGGGGGAGUGGCCAGAAGCGGUUAGGCUCCUCCUACAACUCGCCCCAUAUGUCCAGUUUCGCUCUGGGGGCGGAGUCAACAGCCCGUCAGAGGAGGACUCUGAAGGCAACAGAGACAUCUGCAGUGAGAUUCUCCAGAUGAAAGCUCUUGAGAGGCUCACUUCUACGGUACAAAGUGAGUUGGCGGCUGCUCUUGCCCGAAAGACUCGCAAAGCUUUAUCAGAGCAGGACUCUGAGACGACGGAGACGAGCCAACAGGAGCCUCACACACCCAGUGAAGAGAGCAGCCCGCUGGGUGGGGUAUGUGCAUUGCGGGGUGGCGGUGGCAGCGGUGGUGGCGUUGGAGGAAUGGGGACGUGCGGCCGUGAGGAUCUGACCAGCCGUCUGGGGCUGGAGGCCGUUCAGCGGCUGGCCAAGGAUGGCUGUCGGCUGCUGCAGAACCACAACUACCGGCUGCCCGACAGAAACCAGGCGGAGGCUGUGGGGAGGGUUUGUCUGAAGGAGAGAGGACGGGACGUGUUGGUGUUGCGGAGAGUGACAUCCUCAGUGACGUCUCCAUCGGACCGGCCCUCACCCACAUCAUCAGGGGGCGGGUCCAGAGAGGAGGAUUGCGACAAGAGGUAUGUGGUGGUGUCGGGGACGCCGCUCAAGAUCUUGGAACAUCUGCUAAGUGACCUGCGGUUGGACGACCAAAGAGGGGCACCAGAGAGCAGGGAGAGCGAAAUGCUGCUAGAUGACUUCCUGUUGACCUACCUGGUGUUCAUGUCCACCCAUGACCUCUGUCAGGCUCUGCUGGGACACUAUAGCACUGCCCGCUGCAGGGGCCAGGAGGAGGGCAAAGACACCCUCUUCAGGAAGCGUAAGGUACUGCAGCUGGUCUCCCACUGGAGCAGGCUCUACAAGGACUUUCUCAAGGAUGAGGAGCACGUCAGGAGCUUCAUGAAGACCCUGUACAGGUGUGUUUUAGAAGAUCUGUAUGAGUUCCCCACGCUGGAGAAAGACCUGAAGGAGUUCCAGAAACUUCUGCGUCGCAGACACACUGUGGAUGAUUGCCCUCCAAACCAAAAGAGUAAACAAAUGUAUCAGCAGUUGAGUUUGAAGGAAAACAGUUUACAACAACGAAGUCCACCGACUGACACUAGAGAGGUUAUUUGUUGCGUGUAUGUCAGUGCUGACUCCUACCUGAGUGUCCACACCCACCCCUCACUGGAGGCCCAUGAGAUGCUAAGGAUUGUGGGUCUGAAGAUGGACAGGGCAGAAGAAGAAAUGGUGCUUGCUGUGGUCUCACACACUGGAGAGCGGAGGGUGUUACAGCCUAGUGACUGUGUGUAUUCAGAGUCUCUGACCCCACAGGGAAAGCUCAUGGCCUGUCGCAGGGAUCUCACUGAGAUCUUGCCUCCUUUAACGGACAGUGCUGAGCUAAGCAGGAGGCCGGUGCGACUCUUAGGUAUUAACACCUGGGAUGUGGCAGCUGCUUUCACACACCUGGACUGGAGCCUCUUCAAAUCCAUCCACGAGCAGGAGCUGGUGUACUACACCCUCAGCCAUGCUCCAGGUACCGGCCACACGGCGGCGCUCUCAGUCUUGCUCCAGCGCUGUAACGAGGUCCAGCAGUGGGUCAUGUCUGAGGUGCUCAUGUGUGUAUCGCUCAACAAGAGAGUACAGCUGCUCAAGAAGUUCAUCAAGAUCGCAGCUCAUUGUAAAGCCCAAAGAAAUUUGAACUCUGCGUUUGCCAUCAUUAUGGGUCUUAACACAGCAGCUGUCAGCCGACUCAACCAAACCUGGGAGAAAUGUCCGGGCAAGUUCAAGAAGAUUUUCUCAGAGUUGGAGCUCAUCACGGAUCCAUCUCUGAACCACAAAGCCUAUAGGGAAGCCUUCAAGAGGAUGAAACCUCCCAAGAUCCCUUUCAUGCCUCUUCUCCUGAAAGAUAUCACCUUUAUCCACGAGGGAAAUAAGACCUUCCAUGACAACCUGGUCAACUUUGAGAAGCUGCAUAUGAUCGCAGACACAGUGAGAAUGAUUCGCCACUGCCAAAGCGACCAGCCAGGCAACGAGGUAAUCGGGGUUGACAGUGUGGAGGUGAGGGCCAGCGUUCACUACCUGCACAUUAUCGACAACCAGCAGACGCUUUUCGAACUGUCACACAAACUGGAGCCACGCGCUUAAACACACACACACACACUCACGUACCCUCCUAGACACACUCACACACACACUGGACACAGCGCAGUGGAGAUGCUUGCACCGAGUACGUGAGACAUGGAGGACGCUUUGUACAGCAAAAUGUCACGCACUCACACAUACACUGCAACAAAAUCACACUACCAGCAGUGGUGCCAAGUGGACAUUAAGGUGCCAUGUGUUCUGACAAAAACCCAUGAAGACACAGAGCUGCACUCUACCAGUUCUCUAAAGGCUUUAUAACACUGAACAUGUGCUUAUAAAGGAUUUAUAAAGUCUGUACACGCUCUGUGAACUGUCUGCAGGAAGUCAUUCUGCACAGCCAAACUUAGACAGAGAGUAGAAGAGGCUGAAAUUAGUUUGUACAGUAUCUAUUGGACUGAAUAUGUUGUUUUUGUUCUCGUGAUGAGCUUUUGGUUAUUUAUCAGCCUGUUCAGCAGGUGGAAUGUUCCUUUAUUUCUGUCAAAGUUUUGUCGCCUGCCCCCAGGAGGUCAAUAAGCCUCUUCAUCAUUUCAGUUUUCAAACACAAAACUGACUGUAGAGGAGUAAGAUUUGUUUAUAACCUGAUGGCCACAAUCUGCCGCAUAGAUGGUCUCAUAUGAUUUCAUCUGCCUCGUGAUGCAUGUAUAUCCAGGAUACAUGCCAUAGUUAUUUAGGUGUAUGAUGUAGAUCUUUCUUUGAUUAUUUUGUGGUGGCAUAUUAUGUAAAACAGCCAGUGCUGACAUAUCUACACACUUAACACGCUUUUUUUUUAACCUUUUCUCACUGAGGCUGGAUGUCGUUGGUUAAACGACAAAGCCUCAGUGAGUGACAAAAGGUGCAACAUUAACAGUGUAUUGUAUCUGGCAUCUGAAGGAAGCACGUUUGAAACGCUAAAACUCUCCUGAAUGUGCCAGAGUUCCAAAAACUGUUGAUGAAUAGUGAAUGUUUUUUGGUCCUCCUUGUUUUUUCCAUUUUAAAGUCCUAGUUGACUUUUAGCCAAACACUCCUCAUGCGCUCUUCUCUAUGAUGUUUUUGUGUGAAUAGAUAAUGAUGAAUUUACAUUGUACUGUAAAUAACAUGGACCUAUACAUUUUUCAGUGCCAAAUGUCACAUUGAGUGCUGCAGCAUAGACGUACUGUAGAGCUCUUGGUUUGUUUAGGAAUCAGUGUUUUUUUUAUCACAGAAUUUGAUUUCCUUGAGUGAGCCCUGGACGUCUGGUCUUUGAUCAUGUAAAGCAGAUCUGACUCCUCGCAGAGAUGCUUUCUGACAUUAUGAUGACUGAUUUCGCGGUGCGUGAUGAUAUCCCACUCACCCCAGGUUGCUAAGGAAACACAGUCCCAUCAUAGAGCUAUUUUCCUUUCUUUUUUAAUCCUUAUUGUAUUAUGUUAACAGAUAAGUCAUAGCACUGCAACACAUACCUUUUAUUAAGAAAUGUUUUUAUUCAACAAAAUCAUGUUCAUGGGGAGAUUUUGACAUUGGUGAUUAAUUCUUACUGACUGAAAAGAUCACUUCAUUCGGAAGUGGUCAUGGCCAUGUGAAAAUCAUCUAUUUGUUAUUCAAAUCAGUGAGGGACCAGCCUGUCUUGUUGAUAAGAUUCACUCAGUAGUUAGUCUGUAGUCACCAGGAAAGAAAUGCAGCAUGGGAGGACGGGAAUCAUUUAGAAAUUAUUUAUGAGUGACAAUGAUAAGACCAUGAGCAGUUUUCACAUCUGGCAGACCUUAUUAGUGUUUGUGUUAUUUUGUCCUUGCCCUGUAUCUGUUCAUGCAUAGUCAGUCACUUCAGUGGUAUAUUUCUGCUGAGUAAGAGGAAGCAUCCAAAGGCGAGAUUCCUAAAUGUUAUGUAGCGAUGAAUGUCAUGCAUUGCUUGGAUAGUAAUAAAACAUGGGGGGUAAAGUGCAAUACAGUAGAAAUGUCGUUACCACAAGUAACACAACAUUUCAACACUAAGCCUUUCAGAGCGCAGAGCUGCUUUUUCUUGCAGAUCAUAAUGAAUCAAAUGGACAAGGGAGGACUGGGAUUUCCCAAACUGUUAGUGCCAAAAACAUGUUUGGUUCAUUACAAGAAAAAGAUCAAAGAUGAUCUCAAGGUGAAGACUCGCUUUUAAACAUAAUUCUUGUGUUAUGAGCAGCUUAGUCAUUGUCUUUUAAAUAUUCCUGUAGAUGCUCUGACACUGAAUGUGGAGCCAGUUUUGUGGACACUGUUAUAGUCACCCAAAUUGAUUAAUUCAAAUUGAAAGCUUACUUGAGCCAUAUAAGUAUUUAAUAUUAUGUGGAAGUAAAAUCUAAACAAAUGAUAAAGAUGUCUGUUUAUUGUCCUGGAAGUGUUGCUUGAGAUAAAACAUGUGAAUCUUGAGAUGGUUCCUUUCCAGGAAUUCUUUAUAUCCACAAAUAUUACAUGAACCAUUUAAGAUUUUAAGAAUAACAUUCGUAAAUAAACACAAAAAUAGAUUCUUCGACUGCUGGAGCUGAUAAAUUAGAGCAAUGAUCUGUUCAUAUUCAAUAUCACAGAAAGGCCUUGUGGUAGUCAUUUUUACUAUUAACCUGUACAUGACGCACAAAUACACAAACACACCUCUGCUCAUUGUGUUCAAAGAGCAGACUAAUUGUGCUAUACUAGUUAUUUAUUGUAAUAUAUUGUUUAUUUAUGUAUUUUUGAGGUGACAAAAGUCCAUGCACGGAGGUUCAACAAUGUGGAAGUGCAUUCUUGAGAAGAAAAGAUGUCUGUGGUUUGAAGCUGCUGCAAUGCUGGAAUGUAAAAGUACUUGUUAUGUUUUUCGGCCACUUGAGGGCAACAGCAGAGCAAGUCAGUGUGAUGAUGCUCUUCUCUUUCCUCUGGUGUCAAAUGCUGUAAUGGACAGGAAACCAACAGGAAGGUGUAUUUAGUGGUUCAUCGGCUGUCGUCAUGACUGUAAAGUUACGUUUUUUUAAAGCAGUGUUGUUUAAAAUCUGUUUGCAUGUUAAAACAAAAAACACAAGUUCACAAUGCAAGAGAGGACAUGUUGAAGGCUUUGUACUAUUGUAAUAUUGUUGAUGUGUAAAUAUAUGCCCAUGUUUGGUAUGUUGUUAUUAUUUAUCAGUUAUAAAUGAAAAAAAGUCCACCACAAAGCAAUACGUCUCCCCUCGUGUCCCCUCAACCCUCUGACAGCUGAAGCCACACGUCUUUUCUAAAGCUGUGUUUUACUAUGUCAACAUUUGACUGAAAUUAAUAAAUUAUAGGUUUUAUGUGA